ACUGUCAAACUCGUCGCGUCGUCGUCGUCGCGUAGCCUGCUUUGAUUCACGCAGAUUGUUGGGCAGAUUUUCUCCGGGUUUUUCGUGCGUUCCGUCGCGUUGAAGUUUGUUUCGCAAAUGGAAGAGCAAAUCGAGCGGAUGGACGCGAUCGCCGAGGACCACGCCGUCGUCGACGGAAGUGGUGGCCAGCGGAAGAUUAGCCUCGAGCCGGAGCGGAUCGAGGAUGGGGAUUUCGUGCGGAUUUGUUCCGCCGGGGGUGAUAGGGAGUUGGGGUCGGUUUUGGAACCGCUGCUCGAGCGGUUCCGGGGGGAUGAUUUGGUGGAGCGGGGGGAGGUUUUGAGGGAGGUUAUUGAAGAGGUGCUGGCCCGGGUGGAUGAUUUCGGGACGCUGGAGCGGUACAUCUGGCUGUUGCAGUUUUCGUGCGGGUUGUGUCUGCUGCGGGAUCUGCCGGUCGGGUUGAGCUUCGAGAUCAACAAGGUCAUCCGGUCGGUGGCGAACCUGGACACGGAGGAGUACCAGUUUGACCCGUUGAUGAUUCACACCAUUGCCAAGAGCCUCUUCGAGGACAUCCCCCUCAAGGGGAUGAACCUGGUCCACGUCAUCAAAAAGUUGGCCGUCCUCAACCAGAAGCUCUUCAGCUACGUCUCAAUCGCGAUGAUCUUCGCCGGCGUCCGGCACUACACCCGGCCCGACCAGCCCACCCGGAUGUACCGCCUGUACGGCCUGUCGGAGGUGCUCGACCUCCUGGAAUCGCUCAAAAGCGACCACCUGCAGCAAAAGUCGCUCGACAUCCAGCGCAUCUUCCUGAUCCUCAAGCUGCUCUCCUGCUACCAGAACGUGGCCAUCCUGCGCUACAGCCAGGACUCGCGGCCGGACAUCGAGGAGCAGCACCGCUGCUUCGGCGAGUUUUUCAUCUUCCGGGAGGAGCACAAACGGAGCUACCUGCGCCAUCUGGCGCUCGCCCUCGAAGUGGUCAAACGGAUGAGUGGCCGCGCGGACCACUUUGACCGGCUGGCGGACAACGAAGAUUUUAUGCUGGUCGUCGAGCUGCUCGAGCUGGACAUGAUUCCGCUGGUGAAGGAUGACCUCGGCGAGGAGGAAUAGAGUUUGUGUGUUCCAAUAGUUUUGUGCAUUUUUUUUUGCUUAUUUUGGCUUCCCGAUUUUGUUUCCACACUCGUGAAAGGAAGAAAAUAUGUGAUAUUAGUAGUGGCGUGCCAUGCGGCUUAGCAACGUGGCUUAAGUAGUGUGUAAUGAUAAGCUAGUG
Messenger RNA from Culex pipiens pallens (northern house mosquito), 1264 nucleotides. RefSeq lists its product as uncharacterized. Lineage: Eukaryota; Metazoa; Arthropoda; Insecta; Diptera; Culicidae. The transcript is spliced from 2 exons. The record is from RefSeq and is a predicted model, not a curated record. The coding region runs from base 118 to 1104 and encodes 328 amino acids.